This is a messenger RNA of Zasmidium cellare ATCC 36951, 4248 nucleotides long. RefSeq lists its product as uncharacterized. Gene Ontology annotation, biological process: transmembrane transport. Gene Ontology annotation, molecular function: ATP binding; ABC-type transporter activity; ATP hydrolysis activity. The transcript has 13 exons. The coding region runs from base 1 to 4248 and encodes 1415 amino acids. The record is from RefSeq and is a predicted model, not a curated record. Lineage: Eukaryota; Fungi; Ascomycota; Dothideomycetes; Mycosphaerellales; Mycosphaerellaceae. Gene Ontology annotation, cellular component: membrane.
AUGCGCGGGGAAUGUUCGCGGGCGGAGGAAGACGUCUUUGGCCCGGUGGUUCAAGGUUGCCUCGACAACUUCGACUUCACCCUGCUUUUUGAGGAGACCGUGUUGUUCGUGCUCCCCGCCUCGUGUCUGCUCCUGCUCGCGGUCGUAUGGCGCAUCCCUGUACUCAUCCGCGCCGGCGUAGUGGUGAGAGCAUCUUGGCUGGCAUGGUGCAAGAUGGCCGUCUACCCUUUUCUAUUCAUUUCGCAGAUCCUCUUCCUCGCCUUCACCGUGAGCGACGACUCGGCCAACACGCGAGCGACGAUUGCUGUCAACGUCGUCAUGCUGAUCGCCGUCCUUGUUAUGGGGCUUCUAUCUCACCUAGAGAAUCGCAGAAGCCUUCGUCCAUCGUCCCUCCUGACACUGUAUCUACUCGCCACCACCCCGAUGAACGCGGCACGGUGCCGCACGCUCUGGAAUAUGCCAAGUUCGAACGCAGUCAUAGCCACCUUUAUUGUUUUUACUGCUCUAAUAGCCGUCGCACUUGGGCUCGAGUUGGCCCCGAAAGAUACGCUCGUACUGGGCGAGAUCGAGCAACCGUCGUCAGAAGAGAUGCGCGGUAUAGUAGAACGCUCGCUGCUCACUUGGAUCGUGCCAACUUUCGUGUAUGGCUACCGAAACUUGUUCGAUACGGAGACGCUGCAAUCGAUUGAUCCUAAGUUGGCUAGGAAGAGAAUGAAGGAAACAGUAAUCACUGGUAUGGAGGUCCCAACAUCGAGUACCGAUGCUUCGCUGUUUCGAGGACUUUGGGAACUCCACUGGUAUGAUCUCCUGAGGCCGGUAAUACCACGGCUCUGUUAUACUGCUUUGACCUUGGCGCAACCAUACCUUGUACAAACCUCCACCGAGUGGGUAGAAAACCAGAAUAGCUUUGAUCACUCACAGAAAGGUGGGGCACUUAUUGGUGCAUACGCCUUGGUAUACAUUGGCUUAGCGGUCACGUAUGCGCUUUAUCGACAAGAAGCCGUACGAGCUGCCACUACCAUGCGAGCUAGCCUUACCGACUUUAUCUUCCGACGCCUUCCGCAGUUCGACUCAGGCGGUGGACUUGCUGGAUCCGCUACAACCAUGGUCAGCGCGGAUAUCGAGCGCAUUCAAUUCGGCGUUCGCGAGAUUCACGAAAUCUGGGCCUAUUUGGUGUCUGCUGUUAUAGCUCUAUACCAGAUUGAGCACAGCAUUGGGGUUGCAAUGCUGCCCGCGCUUGGCAUCGCGAUUGGUAUGAUUUUGAAGCCGCCACGCUCGGAAAGAUUGAAAGUGUGGUUCCAAGCCACCCAAGACCGUGUUUCUCAGGUGGUCCAAAUUUUGGCAGAUUUCAAGAGCGUCAAAAUGAUGGGUUACACAGCCAGGCUUAUCGAAAAUCUCUGCGCCGCGAGGCUCCACGAAGUGAAGCGUUCUCAGAGAUUUCGCGGGUUCCUGAUUGUGGUCGCCACUUUAGCACAAUCCGUCACUGCGCUGGUCCCAGCUUUUGGCUUCGGGACUUACGUGCUAUUGCACAGGUCCGGCGAUGGCCCAGUCUUGAGCGCCGGUGCUGCUUUUGGGACUCUGACAUUCUUCAGUAUCCUUAGCUCGAGUAUAGGGGGCAUGCUCCAAGCAGUGUUUGAGGUAGUGACCGCCGUAGGUUGCAUUUCGCGCAUUGAAAGCCUGUGCAAGAAGCACUACAGAUCAGACCCUCGUCGAGUAACGAACAGUCCGCACUCAAGCGUGGCCCUGAACCACGCCAGCGCCAAGUACAACGAAACCGGCGAUGAUAUCAUCCACGACGUUAGCUUCAACGUCAAACCUGGCACGAUCAUGCGCCUUGUUGGCCCGACGGCAUCUGGGAAAUCCACACUGUUGAAAAUGUUGCUGGGCGAGGUGCGUUUCUGUACGGGAGAGGUAGUUGUGGGACACAGGGUGAUCGGGUACUGCGAUCAGGAUCCGUGGCUGGACAAUGUCAGCAUCCGGGAAAAUAUCAUUGGACCUGCAAUCUUCGUCCCGGGACGUUACUUGGAGGUGAUUCGCAUAUGUGCGCUGGAGACUGACCUGGGUAAUAUUCCGCAGGGAGAUGCUUCAAUCUGCUUUGGGCACGGUGCCAAUUUAAGCGGAGGGCAGAAGGCUCGCAUUGCCUUGGCUCGUGCAUUAUACGCAUGCUCCCCGAUCAUGGUUUUGGACGAUUGUCUCGGCGGGUUGGAUGCCAACACGGAGCAUUUUAUACUGGAGAAUCUCGUCGGCGUGCACGGGUUUCUUCGAGAGCAUUCAAUCACUACGUUCUUGGUCUCGAGUUCACGAAAACCCUUGCCUCCGGGUAUCGCAAGACUUUCGCUGGGAGCAGACGGGUUUUCAAUAGAAGAGACCGCAGAUAGUCCGCCCUCCGAAUCGCCAUCGCUCGAAGAUUCCAUUGAAAUGGACAAUAAGAGAUUGAGUGACGACGAUGCAAGCACAAGACCUCCGCUGGCUUUAGAAGCAAGCGGCGAACCCGGCGAAAAAUACAAAAGGGGAAGAGAAGGUGCUCUCUACUCCAUGUUCAUCAAAGUCGGUGGGCCAUGGAGUUUGUUGGUGUUCACAUUCCUGACAAUCAUAUUUGUGGUCGGAGUCACUUACCCUCAGAUCUAUCUGGAUUCCUGGGUCUCAAAAAGUGCCGCACAGCAGCACAAAACCAUUGGCGCAUUUUUGGGUGUCUUCUUCGGUUUGAGUGCUUCAUCGAUGCUGGCGUUUGCAAUAGCCUGCACACAGUUCACACUCGCCAUCGCUCCACGCAUCUCCAUCGUGUUUCAUGCCAAGUUGGCAAAGGCACUUCUUUGCGCUCCUCUUUCGUUCUUCUCGAAAACGGACGGAGGUUCAGUCACUAACAGAUUCGCCCAGGAUCUUGCUAUUAUAGAUCAAGAAGUUCCCCUAGCCUUGAUUGGUACGGUCCUCACUAUUCUACAGCUACUUGGCCAGUGCGUUACACUGAUUAUCGGAUCGCACUACGCUGGUUUCGCUAUACCGGGCAUGCUAAUAAUGGUAUACUGGGUCCAAUCUAUGUACCUACCGACGUCCUACCAGUUACGUUUGCUGGACCUGGAGGCCAAAGCUCCGAUCGUAUCACUGUUCGUUCGAUCUAUUGAAGGCCUAGCGACCAUACGGGCCUUCGGGUGGAUGGAACCGAUACAGCGCCAAUCAAGGGUGUAUAUUGCCGCGUCCCAGACGCCGUUCUAUCUCCUAGCAACUGCGCAAAAUAUGCUUAGUCUUGUUCUCGAUUUUUUGACCGCACUGCUGGCAAUAGUCGUCAUUUCCAUCGCAGUUGGAACGAAGGGGGGAGGAAUCGGAUUGUCCCUGUUCAGUGUAGUUCAGCUGGGCACCUCUACUAAACUUUUGAUCGCCCAAUGGACGGAGCUAGAGACGUCUCUAGGUGCUAUGAAAAGGAUCGACGACUUCUCUAAAUCGACCCCCCAGGAGAGUUCGCCCAGCAGAAGCUCGGCGCCGCCUGCAGACUGGCCUAGUAAAGGCGAGAUCGAAUUCCGCGAUGUUUCGCUAGGCUACAGUAGCGAUGGGCCUGUCGUUAUAUCUAAUCUGUCACUUAAAAUCGAACCAGGGUGGAAGAUUGGGGUCUGCGGGCGCACGGGAAGCGGAAAGAGCACCUUUAUUUCCUCCAUCUUAGGCCUCGUCCAAGUGCAGCAGGGUUCUAUCCUCGUCGACGAUAUAGACAUCUCUCGCCUGGAGCCAGACCUGCUGCGUGCGAGCAUUACAGUGGCUCCGCAGAGCGCCGUAAUGUUCCGGGCCAACGUGCGGAGCAAUCUUAGCCAAAAUGCAAGAAAGACUCCUAGCGAUGCAGAAAUGAUUGAGCUCUUACAAAAGUGCGGAAUAUACGACAAGUUUUCAGAGCGAGACGGGCUCGAUACACUUAUUACAGAGGAUCUUCUCUCCUAUGGCGAGCAGCAGGUGUUUUCGAUCGUACGAGCAGUCCUUCACAAGAGCCGUUUAGUGCUGCUUGAUGAGCCUACGAGCAGAGUCGAUAGUAGUGUCCAGGAAACUAUCGACGGUGCCGUUAUGAAUGGCUUCGAGGGUUCGACACUGAUCUACAUCGCCCAUCGUCUGGAGAUCCUCUCAAAAUUUGACCGGGUUAUUGUUAUGGACCAAGGCCGGAUUGUUGAAUUCGGAGAACCGCAGACGCUGCUGCAGUCGCCCGACUCGCUCUUCGCGAGUACGUACAGUAGGGCAACUUCGCAAGUAAGCAGCCGCGAUACAUUGUAA